Entamoeba dispar SAW760 is the source of this 1071-nucleotide messenger RNA. RefSeq lists its product as uncharacterized. The record is from RefSeq and is a predicted model, not a curated record. Bases 1 to 1071 code for a protein of 356 amino acids. The transcript has a single exon. Lineage: Eukaryota; Evosea; Mastigamoebida; Endamoebidae.
AUGAAAUUAGGAUAUAAUGAAAUAAUGAUAACAUCAAUGUAUUUUAAUGAUAUUAAUGAUUUUAUUAAUUUAGAAAUAGGAAUUAAAAGAUUUCAAGGAAAUAUGGAACGAUUUCAUUUUAAUCCAAUUCCAUUAAAUGAAUAUUCAAGAAAAUUGUUUCCUAGUAUUGAAACAUUUCAUAUUUAUAAUGAAAAAGAUGAAAUAUUUAAAGAUGGAAAAAUAUUUAAAAAAGUAAUAUGGUAUUUAGUAAGUUAUUCAAAAUAUUUACAAGAGAAAGAAGCAUGGAAUGAAUGUAAAAAUAUAAAAUAUACAGAAUAUGAUAGAUGGAAAUAUGGAAAUACAAUACCAUCAGAAGUUAAAUCACUUGAAUAUAAUUGUUUUUCUGAAUGUUAUUCAUUAACAACAAUUAAUAUACCAUCAUCAAUUACAUCAAUAGGAGAUCGUUGUUUUUAUAGAUGUACAUCAUUAACAUCAAUUAAUAUACCAACAUCAGUCAUAUCAUUUGAAACUAAUUGUUUUAAAGGAUGUACAUCAUUAACAUCAAUUAAUAUAGAUAAUAUACAAUUUAUUAGUGAAAAAAGAAUAUUUAUGAAUGAGCCAGUGUUAGUUAGUAUUAAAAUACCAGAAAAUCUACAAAUAAUCAAUGGAAAGAAUAUUGAAAAGAAAGAUAUUAAUGAAUUUAUUAUUCCAUCUUCAAUUACUAAAUUAGAUGAUUGGUGUUUUUGUGAAUGUUCAUCAUUAACAUCAAUUAAUAUACCAUCAUCAAUUACAUCAAUAGGAAAUGGUUGUUUUUAUGAAUGUACAUCAUUAACAUCAAUUAACAUACCAUCUUCGAUUACUUCAUUUGGGGAUUGGUGUUUUAAUACUUGUUCAUCAUUAACAUCAAUUAAUAUACCAUCAUCAAUUAAAGAAAUAGGAAAUUGUUGUUUUUAUGAAUGUUCAUCAUUAAAAUCAAUUAAUAUACCAUCAUCAAUUACAUCAUUUGGAUCUGGAUGUUUUUACAAAUGUGGAUGUGUUGAAGAAUUAAUGAAAAAUAAAACAAUACCAAGAAAUUGUUUUAACAAAUGGUGA